GCCAGGCCAGGGCCGGGUCCAGCAUGUACCUAUUAAUGAAAGAUUCCAGGGUCACCGGUUCUGCGAGGAGGGCGUCACGGAACCCAAUUACAACAACCCCCAAAGCUGGUUUCUUCUCCAUGCCAGCACCGACCACGUUCCCCCCGGAGCCCUGCUACCCGAUCCCGAUCCCAUGCCGUCGCCAUUUGAGGGACCGAGGGAGAUAACCGAGGCUUUGUGCGCCGAUAUUUUGAGCAGAGACAAUGUGACUGCGGGCAUUGAGUUUGGCCAGUACAUGGCAUGCACCGUGGCCGCGACGCUUGCAAACGGAGAACGGCUGGCCGACCACCUCAACACUACGGUGCCGCCGGGGGAGGAAGACCCAAACCUGAUUCCCGAACGCUGGGCAAAGGCUUUUCAUCCAAAGUCGAUUGGGCAGCACGCGAUGGCCUUGGCAAUUCGUGAUGCUACGAGGCCGGGGAGGGGCAACCAUUUGGCCCGUAUCCUGCUCAUCUUCAGGGGGAACGACGAGCAGUGGGCCGCGUUGAGACGUGAGGUGUCAAGUCUGGGCGGGCACGAGCCCGUCAUCAUGGAAAGCACGACAGGCCUAGACAUCAAAGGCCUCGUUACGUACAUGGCUCUCACAAGGGCGAGGGAGCUCACCACGAGCCCUUUGCGGGAAGCACUGGGUCUAAGGGGCUUCUCCAUUGACCCCAGUGUGCACACAACGGCGUCCAACGACACGGCCUGGCUGGACGAAGUGUCAGACGAUGACGAUGAGUUCGACGACGACGGCGGCCAAGUUACCGAUCCUGAUCCCCCUGAUGGAGAUCGCGGCGGACAGGGCAACAAGGCACGACUCAGACGGCGGCGCAUCACCAGUACUAGUAGUACUAGCACCAUUCUAGGCCCAGGGCGCAUUUCUGUUUCUGAGGCCCAGCGACGACCGCGGCAAGUGAUCGAGUCGGAUUUGGAGCUCCAGUUUGGCGUUUAUGGGGAAGGCGAGUAUCCGCGCUGGCUCGCCCAACUGUCCAACCCGCCCCGAUUCCAAAACACCCUUUACUCCAUGUAUAGGGGUUACUUGCAAGACGCUCGGGCUGGAUCCGAUGUCCACAUCUACAUUCUUGACGGACCGGUUCAUCGAGAUCACCCGGAGUUUAGAGGAAGACUCCAACCUGGCUACACGGCCCGUUUCUCCGUCCCGCCGGACGACUAUGCUUUUUUCCACGGCACCUGCGUGGCGAGCCUUGCAGGAAGCGAAGCGUUUGGAGCGACGAAGAGCGGGGAGAAUAUCAUUCCUGUUAUAAGGGGGUACGGAAGCCUAGAUGCCUCCACCCUCUUUGACGCGCGCUUUGGAUUGUGGACCAUGUUCGCCAGCAUGAGAAGAUGGGCAAGGCCGUCAUCAACUACUCGGCGGUCACCUACCGAGCUUAUUGGGCUGAUACGGAAAUGCUGGAGGAAAGAAACAGGAGGCGGUCCUAUUUUUACAGGUUUGACAGCUUCGAUCCCUGGUUCCACUUUCUGCCCAUCCUGAGAGAGAACGGAAUCGUGGUGUCCACGGCCGUGGGAAACGACGGACGCAGAAAUCGGUCGCCAGUUUGGAUCGAUAUAGAUUCGCCGCAGCGCUACGCAGCGCGCGGAAUUCCCGGGCGCGGCCCGGGAGACGGGGAUGCGAGCGACACCAUGAUUGUGGUCGGCGCCGUGGACAGGUUCGCCAGGGGGGUUGCGGAUUGGCAAAAUCAUUACACCGAAAUCAUCACAGUGUCUUUCUUUCUUUUCUUCUUUCCUCCAACAAGCCCCCCGCCCC
Canariomyces notabilis is the source of this 1786-nucleotide messenger RNA. RefSeq lists its product as uncharacterized. The transcript is spliced from 4 exons. The record is from RefSeq and is a predicted model, not a curated record. Gene Ontology annotation, molecular function: serine-type endopeptidase activity. NCBI's taxonomy places the organism in Eukaryota, Fungi, Ascomycota, Sordariomycetes, Sordariales, Chaetomiaceae. Gene Ontology annotation, biological process: proteolysis. Bases 275 to 1513 code for a protein of 412 amino acids.